This is a messenger RNA of Penicillium lagena, 1545 nucleotides long. RefSeq lists its product as uncharacterized. Gene Ontology annotation, biological process: transmembrane transport. NCBI's taxonomy places the organism in Eukaryota, Fungi, Ascomycota, Eurotiomycetes, Eurotiales, Aspergillaceae. Bases 1 to 1545 code for a protein of 514 amino acids. Gene Ontology annotation, molecular function: transmembrane transporter activity. The record is from RefSeq and is a predicted model, not a curated record. The transcript is spliced from 5 exons.
AUGGCCGACUCGGAGGUGGUGUAUACUAAGCCGGAAGCUAUUGAAGCAGAAAGUGUACAUUGGGCUGCUCCAGGUUUGAAAACAGACCCGCAUGGGUUUUCACUGCAUCCACAGCCAUCAAAUGAUCCUCAUGAUCCUCUUAACUGGAGCCCGGGGCUCAAACUCUGGAUCCUCUUUCAAGUCUCGAUGCUAUCCAUGCUAAGUCCAUUCACACAAGCAAUCAUUGUAGGAAAUCCCGUCCCAACACUGUUGGUGGACAUUGUUCCUGAUAUGCGAUCACAGAAUUCCGCGUAUGGGGAAGUCUCUGAAGCUUUCCACAUCAGCAUCCAAGAAGCUUCAUAUGCCCUCACCGUUGCCAUCAUCACGUCUGGUGUCUUCCCCCUCAUUUGGUCUCCACUCUCAAAUAUAUAUGGCCGACGCCCCGUUUUCGUGUUUGUAUCAAUCUUAGGCAUUGUUGGCCAUGCGGCGUCAGGUGCGGCUAAGUCAUGGGCGGGGAUUUUGGCAUCCAGGGCAAUUAUGGGGAUUGGAACUAGUGCAGGAUCUGGGAUCGGGCUUGCAGUAGUGGCAGAUAUGUAUUUCAUGCAUGAGCGUGGAAGUCUUCAAAACGGCGCUCAUCUUGCGGGCGUCAUUGGCGGCUUUGUCUCUAAUGCUUGGGGAUGGCGCUGGUGCUUCUGGUUACCUACAAUAAUCUGGGCGGUUAACUGGGUCGUCAACGUCUUCUGCCUCCCCGAGACUCUAUACUACCGACAACACAACGCUAUUAUCACCGCUGAUCGAGGAGAAGAAACAAAGUCAGACCCCUGGCUUAGGCUCUUUACUUUUAAUAGCUCAUCAGUCGGUCGACGAAGACUCGUCAUGGGUGAUUUCCUGCACGUCGUUAGAAUGCUACGAUAUCCUAGUGUCCUCUUUCCAACGAUAUACUAUAGUGUUUCCUUUGGAAUUGGCACUGUCAUGUUUGCGGUUACUGGGGCUGCCGUUUUUGGGAGUAUCUAUCACUUCGACACUGCACAGAUUGGAAUGAUUAUUGGUUUACCGACACUGAUCGGUUCAAUAAUCGGCGAAGUCUGUGCUGGUCCAGUGUCUGAUUGGGCUUUGUAUAUCAAGACCAAACGUGACCGUGGUAUUUCUACUCCCGAAGCCCGAUUGCAGGCUACAUGGCCAGGUUUCCUCCUCAUGCCAAUUGGUGUGAUUAUUGAAGGAGUAUGUUUACAAUUUCAUACGCAUUGGAUGGGUCCCGCAAUGGGAAUGGCGAUAGCAUUGUUUGGGCUGCAGAUUGUGAGCACGAACAUCUUUGCGUAUAUGAUGGAUUGCUAUAAACCCCAAUCCGCUGAACUGAGUACUAUCCUCAAUUUCGGCCGACAAGUAUUCUCGUUUACAUUGGGUUUCUACAUGCUCCCAUUCGCGCAUGCAACGAACUAUGGUAUCGCAUGGGCAGUCGUGUCUCUGGCUAAUAUGUCGCUGUUUGCUGGUGUUGUCGCCCUGAUGUGGAAGGGAAAGGAGUGGAGGGAGAAGCUGGGCCCUCCAGAGUUCGAUGAAUGUAUUUGA